Molecule: messenger RNA, 3926 nt
Organism: Brienomyrus brachyistius
Lineage: Eukaryota; Metazoa; Chordata; Actinopteri; Osteoglossiformes; Mormyridae
Gene: lars1b
Product: leucyl-tRNA synthetase 1b
Exons: 32
Coding region: 161-3694 (1177 amino acids)
Biological process (GO): leucyl-tRNA aminoacylation
Molecular function (GO): aminoacyl-tRNA deacylase activity; leucine-tRNA ligase activity; ATP binding
Source: RefSeq, a predicted model, not a curated record
AGAAAUGGACGGCGUUGUAACCAGCAUGCAAUCGUAUUCUUAAGUUACGGCCCUGGUCUGCCUUUAUCCACGCGUUUCCGAGUUUGAUGGUGUGGACUUGGUGCUAAGUGGGAGCUAUUGGAAGUUUUUGUUUGUUUGGGAAGCACCUGUCGUACUGAAAAUGACGGAACGGAAAGGAACUGCCAAACUUGCCUUUCUACGAAAGAUAGAACGUGAAGUCCAGAAGAAAUGGGAGAAGGAGAAGGUGUUUGAAUGUGAUUCGCCCAGCACACCAGAGCAAACCGAGAAUAAGAACAAGUACCUCGUAACGUUCCCCUACCCGUACAUGAAUGGAAGACUUCAUCUGGGUCACACAUUCUGCCUGUCAAAGUGUGAGUUUGCCAUGGGAUACCAGCGCUUGAAAGGGAAACGAUGUCUCUUUCCUUUCGGACUGCACUGUACAGGAAUGCCCAUCAAAGCCUGUGCAGACAAGCUGAAGCGAGAGAUCGAGCUUUACGGUAACCCACCCCAGUUCCCCGAUGAGGAGGAGGAAGAGGAGCCAAAGCAAAACGCAGGAGAUGAGAUCAUAAUCAAGGACAAGACGAAGGGGAAGAAGAGUAAAGCUGCUGCCAAAUCCGGAGGAGCGAAGUUUCAGUGGGACAUCAUGAAGUCACUUGGCCUGCGAGAUGCAGAGAUUGUCAGGUUUGCGGACGCAGCUCAUUGGCUGGAUUACUUCCCCCCACUGGCGGUUCAGGACCUGAAGGACAUGGGAUUGAAGGUGGACUGGCGAAGAUCCUUCAUCACAACUGAUGUCAAUCCCUUCUAUGACUCUUUUGUCAGGUGGCAAUUUGUAACCCUAAAAGAAAAGAAUAAGAUCAAGUUUGGCAAGAGGUACACCAUUUAUUCUCCCAAGGAUGGACAGCCUUGCAUGGACCAUGACAGGCAGACAGGAGAGGGUGUAGGACCACAGGAAUAUACCCUCAUUAAAAUGAAGAUCCUUGAUCCAUACCCUUCAAAACUAAGUGCACUUAAGGGGAGGAACGUCUUCCUGGUAGCAGCCACUCUACGGCCAGAGACGAUGUUUGGACAGACCAACUGCUGGGUCAGACCUGACAUGAAGUACAUUGCCUUUGAGACGGUGAACAAGGACGUCUUCAUCUGCACACGAAGGUCGGCCAGGAACAUGUCCUACCAGGACUUCACCAUGGAGAAUGGGGUGAUUCCUGAGAUCAUGCAGCUUCUAGGCCAGGACAUUCUUGGCUGCUCUCUGAGUGCCCCGCUGACCUCUUACAAGGUUAUAUAUGCACUGCCGAUGCUUACUAUCAAGGAUGACAAAGGGACCGGCGUGGUCACUAGCGUGCCUUCUGAUGCCCCGGAUGACAUCGCUGCUCUCAGGGAUAUAAAGAAGAAGCAGGCUUUGAGGGAGAAGUACGGCAUCAGUGAUGAGAUGGUGCUGCCGUACGAGCCGGUUCCCAUCAUCGACAUUCCUGGCUAUGGGAACCUCUCGGCUCCACUGGUGUGUGAUGAGCUCAAGAUCCAGAGCCAGAACGACCGGGAGAAGCUAGCCGAGGCUAAGGAGAAGGUCUACCUCAAGGGCUUCUACGAAGGGGUCAUGCUGGUGGAUGGAUACAAAGGACAGAAAGUCCAGGAUGUGAAAAAGCCGAUCCAGAAAAUGAUGGUGGAGAAGGGUGAGGCCUUGAUCUAUAUGGAACCAGAGAAGCAGGUGAUGUCACGGUCAGCGGAUGAGUGUGUGGUGGCUCUUUGUGACCAGUGGUACUUGGACUAUGGGGACACUGACUGGAAAGGACAGGCUUCUGACGUCCUCAAACAGAUGGAGACGUUCUGUGAUGAGACCAGGAAGAACUUUGAGGCGACCCUGGCCUGGCUUAAGGAGCAUGCCUGCUCUCGUACCUACGGCCUAGGAACACGGCUGCCGUGGGACGAGCAGUGGCUGAUUGAGUCGCUGUCUGACUCCACCAUCUACAUGGCGUACUACGCUGUGGCUCACCUGCUGCAGGGGGGGGUGCUCAAUGGCCAGGGGCCUUCGCCUCUGGGUGUCCGGCCGGAGCAGAUGACCCGGGAGGUGUGGGAUUAUAUCUUCUUCAAGGACGCCCCCUUCCCCAGUACCAGUAUCUCAAAGGAGAGCUUGCAGAAGCUCCGACGGGAGUUUGAGUACUGGUACCCCGUGGAUGUCCGUGUUUCGGGGAAAGACCUGGUGCCCAAUCACCUCUCCUACUACCUGUACAACCACGUAGCCAUGUGGCCCAAUGACCCUGGGAAGUGGCCCCAGGCUGUCAGAGCCAAUGGGCACCUGCUUCUGAAUUCAGAGAAGAUGUCCAAAUCCACUGGUAAUUUUCUCACCCUGAGCCAAGCUAUCAACAAGUUCUCUGCUGACGGGAUGCGCCUGGCGCUGGCCGACGCGGGGGAUACCGUGGAGGAUGCCAACUUUGUGGAGGCCAUGGCCGACGCUGGCAUCCUGCGCCUCUACACCUGGCUGGAGUGGGUGAAGGACACAAUGGCCAAUCAGGGAUCCCUGCGCACAGGGCCGGCGGACUCCUUCAACGAUCGCGUCUUUGUAAGUGAGAUGAAUGCUGGCAUCUUGAGGACGGAGCAGCACUACGAGAGGAUGAUGUAUAAGGAGGCGCUGAAGUGCGGCUUCUUUGAGUUCCAGGCGGUGAAAGACAGGUACCGGGAGCUGGCGAUGGAGGGCAUGCACAGGGAGCUGGUGUUCCAGUUCAUCACCAAUCAGACGCUGCUUCUGGCGCCCAUCUGCCCUCACCUGUGUGAGCACGUCUGGGCCCUCCUGAAGAAGCCCGACUCUCUGAUGAAGGCCUCGUGGCCCGUGCCCGGCCCGGUGGACGAGGUCCUGAUCCGCUCCUCCCAGUACCUCAUGGAGACGGCUCACGACCUGCGGCUGAGACUCAGGGCCUACAUGCAUCCCCCGAAGAACAAGAAAGGGGACAGCAAAGCUCCAGGGAAGCCGUCGCACUGCACCAUCUACGUGGCUAAAAGCUACCCCCCAUGGCAGCACUGCACCCUCUCCCUGCUGGCAAAGCACUACAAGGCCGACGACGGGAAGCUGCCCGACAACAAGGCGAUCGUGGGGGAGUUGGGCGCCCUGCCAGAGCUCAAAAAGUACAUGAAGAGGGUGAUGCCCUUUGUGGCUAUGAUCAAGGAAAACCUGCAGAAGAAUGGACCACGUGUUCUGGACCUGGAGCUAGAGUUUGAUGAGAGAGCGGUUCUCCUGGAGAACAUGGUUUACCUAACCAACUCCCUUGAGCUGGAUCAGAUCGAUGUCGUAUUCGCAUCAGAGGCGGAUGACAAAAUAAGGGAGGAGUGUUGUCCUGGGAAACCGUUUAGCAUCUUCAGAACGGAGCCUGGGGUCUCUGUGUCCUUGAUCAACCCUCAACCAGCCAACGGACUCUUCAGCACCAAGUUGGACGUCCACCAAGGCGACAGUAAGGACAGCAUCGUCCGCCGGCUGUCCAGAGCGAACAGAGCAAUCAAAGAUCUGACACGAGUGAAGCUGAUGAGAUAUGAUGACCCUCUUCUGGGACCUCGGAGGCUGCCUGUCUUGGGGAAGGAGGAACAGGGCAAGACGGCCAUCUCCGACAAGUCCACGUUCCAGGUCGACCUGUCUGCAAAGAAGGUGCUGCUGACGGAGAACGGCCUAAACGUGGAUAUCGGGGACACUCUAGCCUAUCUGGUUCAUUAAAGGUCAACGGCAUUGAGCGGGGGGGGGGGGGGGUGUUCUGCUCACAUGCCUGGAGAAUGCAGUCAGCAUCUCGGUCCGUUUGCCAUGUGAUGCCCGUCUCUCUACACACCUUCAGGAAGCCAGGAUGACCUCUGACUACCCCAGAAUUACUGUUAUUCUAACAGUCAAAUAGACUGAUGUGAUUGUUGUUUAACAGCUUUGCGGUGUCUAAUAAAAGCAAAUGUUGGAGAAA